This is a messenger RNA of Bombina bombina (fire-bellied toad), 2353 nucleotides long. RefSeq names its product family with sequence similarity 241 member A (gene FAM241A). The coding region runs from base 239 to 628 and encodes 129 amino acids. The record is from RefSeq and is a predicted model, not a curated record. NCBI's taxonomy places the organism in Eukaryota, Metazoa, Chordata, Amphibia, Anura, Bombinatoridae. The transcript has 2 exons. Gene Ontology annotation, cellular component: intracellular membrane-bounded organelle.
UGACUGCAGACGCUGCCCCGGAGUCACUCGUGUCCAGUCAGAUAUAGGGCACAGGAGGGGGGCAAGGAACUGCUCUUACAGCAGGGUGUAUGUAUCUAAAUGUGUCACACUAAGUCUAGUAGGAACACAGUCACACUUUAGAGGCUUCAGGGCGCGGCUCAGAGGAGGGGGUGGGACUGGAAUCCUGCCCCAGGAGCACGAGCGCUGCUUCAGGCAAUGCGAGCAGUGACAGCUGGACAUGGAGCACAACGGAUCUGUGGGCAGGUGUAUGGAGCAUGAUCAGCGGGGAUCCGGGGUUCAGUCUGGCAGACAGGGCUCUGCCGAGUCAUACAGCGCGGUGACCAUGCGCAAAGUACCAGGCAGCAGCGCCCUGCAAGGGGAUAAUCAGGCCCCAGCAGAACAGGACUCCUCAUCAGACCUCAUAAAGGACGACUAUAAAAAAAUGGGGACUCUGUUUGGAGAACUUAACAAAAUGAUGAUCUCAUUGGGUUUCUCCAGAAUGUAUUUUGGUGAAAGGACUGUGGAGCCGGUACUUCUGCUCUUUUUUGCAGUAAUGCUGUGGUUCCUUGGAGUACAAGCUUUAGGACUGGUGUCUAUACUUUGCCUUGUCAUUAUUCAUAUACAGUAACAAAACAGGGCAUAUCGUAUUGGGUCAAUAAAUUGUUUUCUGUAAAAAUUAUUUAAAAGAUGUCUUAAAAAUGUACAUUUGUUUUAAACAUAAUAGCACAAGCAAUAUUUUACAUUGUUACAAGAAUGUUUACUUUAUCCUACUGUCCAGUAACAAAGUACAUUGACAAACUAAUUAUUAAACCUAUUUUCAAAAAAAUGAACAGUAAUGAAAAUUCAUUGUUAAUGAUUUUAUGAAAUGUUCUAUCCAGUAAGCAGUUUUAUAACAUUUGAUACUAACAUAAUAUUUGAUGUCCUUACUUCAGUUUUGAAAUUGAAAAUAUGCAAGGUUAUGACUAGGAUUUGUGUCAUGUUAAAAAGCAGAAAAUCUUACUCCGCUUUUGGUUUAUACAGAGAAUGGAAAGCAUAAGCCUUUGAUUUGCAUAGCAAAUAAUUGUUCACUGCACUGGAAAUAUUCAUCUAAAAUGAUACUUCCUUUGCAGUGAAACUAGAAAGGCAAUGUACAGUGCAGUUUUCCAGUUAAGCAGGAUUCUAGUGUAGUAAACUGAAUAUCGUAUGCAGGAAAGUUUUGUGCAGGGAAACCGGUUCAGGUGCUGUACAAAUUAGCUUUGUACUGCAUCUGAAACCUGCUUCAUUGCAGAGAGUGUCAGUAAGGGGGGGGGGGGGGGGUUAAAUCAGAAAUGAGAGGCAAUCCAGUGGUGAAACACUAGCAGGCAAAAGGAGGUGUAGGCAAAUAGUGAUCAGAAAUACACUAAGCCAUACACUGGUAACCAAGCAAACAAGCAUCUGGUUAAACGAGGCCAAGAACACUCUGGAUUAGUCAUUCAGGUAGGUCAGACAAAGGAUUACACCUUACAGAAGUCAACAAACUGUAACUACAAACAGGUUCAUGAAGCACAACCCUUUAACUCUCAAGUAUGCCGGAAGUCAUAACAGCAGCCUGAAAGCUACCAAAGCUGCAACACAAAUGGGAAACGAAGCUCAGUGUUUAAAGGAACAGUAUACACUAAUUUUCAUAUAACUGCAUGUAAUAGACACUACUAUAAAGAAUAAUAUGCACAGUUACUGAUAUAAAAAUCCAAUGUAAAACCUAUUAAAAACUUACUUAGAAGCUCCCACUAUCAUAUAACAGAUUUUCCUUUUCUCUUAUAAACCAUACAUAUUUAGAUUGUUGAGUUUUUCUUUGUAUGUUUUCUAUUUUAGGCUAUGUACCCUUUUGGUAGCCAGUCCUGUUUCUAGUUUAUAUCCUUCUGUAGAUAUGGCCCCCAGAACUGUACACAAUAUUCAAGAUUAGGCUUAACUAGUGAUCUGUAAAGUGGCAUAAGAACCUUGCUAUUUCUGCUAUUAUCACCCCUCCCAAUGCAACAAAGUAUUCUACCGGCUUCACUGCUGCAUUAUUUACCAAAUUUUAAAUAAUUUGAAAUAAUACUUCUCAUGUCUUGUUCCUCUUUACUUACAGUCAGUAAUGUACUAUUAAGACUGUAAUUGGCCUUAGAUCCCAUUUUUAUUUUUUAAUAUAACGGCUCAUUUAAUCCACCCCUUCUGGAACAACUCUGUUACAAAUAUUUGUCAUUUAUAUAUUUUAUGCUUUUUAUGUUCACUGUUUUCUCGAUCUCCAAGAUAAAAAGAAUCCUUUCUAAAACACAAAACUCUGUACAUGUACUGUUUAUAAUGUAAAAAUGUGCAAUGUUGAUCACACGUACAAUAAAAUAAUUGGGAAACGCAA